Molecule: messenger RNA, 973 nt
Organism: Ectocarpus siliculosus
Lineage: Eukaryota; Phaeophyceae; Ectocarpales; Ectocarpaceae
Source: the annotation of a GenBank genome assembly
CACGGACACAACACACAACACUCAACCAGAGGUAGCUAUGUCACGAAGACGCAAGCCCGGGGGCAACAGCCUGGACGUGGUGCAGAGGCUGCAGCAGCGGGUUUCCGAGGGAGAGUUCUAUGAGGCCCUGCAGCUGUACAAGACCUCGUACUCGAGGCUCAAGGCCCAGGGCAGGCUCGAUGAUGCGGAGGAGCUGCUAACGGCGGGCGCCAUUGCCAUGUCCAAGGAGAACGAGCUAAACGCCGCGACGGAGCUGGGGCUGCUGAUCGUGACGAGCUUCGAGGAGAACGGGCGCGAGGUGGACGAGGCGAGACUGUCACAGCUCAAGCGAGUGGCGGUUGCCAUGACCCCAGGCGUGGAGAUGUCGGAGUUCCUCAAGCGCGCCAUCAGAUGGACGAGGCACACCAAGACCGAAGCGGCCUUCGAGCUGCGGCUCAUCAUGGCACGCUCCGCGGUGACGACGGGUAACCUGGCUGAAGCAGCGAGGUACUUCGCCGUGUCCGGGUGUCCGACGGAGUAUUCCGCGCUGGUGAAGCAGUGGGCCGCGAAGGGCUACCCGGGGGAGACGGACUUGUUCAUCUGCAGGGCAGUCCUCCACACGCUGUCCUACGACAGGACGGAAGACGCUGGCGUGCUUUUGGACGCGUGCGCGUCUUGGGUGUUGGGAGAAGACGCGGCUUCUUCUCCUGGUUCGGAGGCAUCGUCCGGCGCGCAAGCGGUGCUGGAGUCACCGCUGUGGCACUUUACGCGUUUUGUCGUCGAGCUUUGUCAGGUUAAGAGCCUCGCCGGGUCCCCGUCGCAGGAGAUGGCAGCGGCGUUCAACAAGCUCAGGGAGGUGUACCGAGCUUCCCUCGAGCGGGACGUGAACCUUGACGAUCUCCUGAACCGAAUAGGCGACGUGCACUUCGGCAUCAAGCCUCCUCAGCCAGGGGGGCUGAUGGGCAUGUUGGGGCAGCUCAUGGGAGGAACGUGA